GGCCCUGUCUGUCGUUGCUCUGGUUGGGAAAUCAGCUCAUCGGGGAACUUGUUUGGCUUCCUGAUGAUGUGAGCGGUGAUACCCAGGUUGGACUGCUAUGGAAUAUGACGAGAAACUGGCUCGGUUUCGGCAAGCCCACCUCAACCCCUUCGACAAGCAGCUGGCCGGCGGACAGCAUGAGCGGAAGGCUGGUAAAGACCCUGAAGAUCUGUCUCCCGGAGACUCACCGGUGGAGCCGCCCCACGGAGAGCCGGAGUUCCGCUGCCCAGAGCGCGUGAUGGACUUGGGCCUGGCGGAGGAUCACUUCUCUCGCCCCGUGGGCCUUUUCCUGGCCUCGGACAUCCAGCAGCUCCGACAGGCGAUCGAGGAGUGCAAGCAGGUAAUCCUGGAGCUCCCCGAGCAUUCGGAGAAGCAGAAGGACGCCGUGGUGAGGCUCAUCCAUCUUCGCCUGAAGCUCCAGGAACUGAAGGAUCCCAACGAGGAUGAACCCAACAUCCGGGUCCUCCUGGAACAUCGGUUCUACAAAGAGAAGAGCAAGAGCGUCAAGCAGACCUGUGACAAGUGUAGCACCAUUAUCUGGGGCCUUAUCCAGACGUGGUACACCUGCACGGGCUGUUACUACCGCUGUCACAGCAAAUGCCUGAACCUCAUCACGAAGCCCUGCGUGCGCUCCAAAGUCAGUCACCAGGCAGAGUACGAGCUCAGCAUCUGUCCGGAGACGGGGCUGGACAGCCAGGAUUACCGCUGCGCCGAAUGCCGGACCCCCAUCUCCCUGCGAGGCGUGCCCAGUGAAGCUCGGCAGUGCGACUACACGGGCCAGUACUACUGCGGUAGCUGCCACUGGAAUGACCUGGCCGUCAUCCCCGCCCGCGUCAUCCACAACUGGGACUUUGAACCGCGCAAGGUGUCCCGCUGCAGUAUGCGCUAUCUCACUCUGAUGGUCUCCCGGCCAGUGCUCAAGUUGCGGGAAAUCAAUCCGCUCCUGUUCAACUACGUGGAGGAGCUCGUGGAGAUCCGGAAACUGCGGCAGGAUAUUCUGCUCAUGAAGCCAUAUUUCAUCACUUGCAAAGAGGCCAUGGAAGCUCGUCUGCUGCUGCAGCUCCAGGAUCGGCAGCACUUCGUGGAGAACGACGAGAUGUACUCCCUGCAGGACCUGGUGGACGUCAACAUCGGGCGGCUCAGCUGCUCCCUCACCGAGAUCCACACCCUCUUUGCCAAGCACAUCAAGCUGGACUGUGAGAGAUGCCAGGCCAAGGGCUUCGUGUGUGAGCUCUGCAAAGAGGGGGACGUGUUGUUCCCCUUCGACAGCCACACGUCAGUGUGCACGGACUGUUCUGCUGUCUUCCACAGGGAUUGCUACUAUGACAACUCCACCACCUGCCCCAAGUGCGCCCGACUGAACCUGAGGAAGCAGUCGCUCUUCCGGGCUCCCAGUACGGAGGCCGAGGCCUAAGACGUGGGCUCCGCCGCCCGGACGCCCUUCCUGCCGGCCCGUCGGUCGCGCCUCCGCCCGGCACCGAGGACCAAGCGACGCCGUGUGCCGGAGGCCUGGGGGUCGGUCAGGGAGAAGCUGCCCGCUCUCCCCUUCCGUCCUCCUGGGAGGGAGAUCGGGGAAGAGGUGUGGGUGAGGGGUGGUCACCCCGGGACCCGGGGAUAGGACUGCCAGGGCUUGGAGGUUUGGCGGGGGAAGUCCAGUGAGGAAUCCACCCCACCUCGACCAGCUGGACGGAGGCCACAGAAGGACGUGGGCUUUGGCCGUGGGAGAGGGGAUCAGAGCCGGCACCCCGGCCCCGUUCUCUGUGGGGAUGGGAGUGGGGGGAGACCAGCCAAAGACAGUCCCUCCAAACCAAGCAGAACUGCCCUUGACCCCGCUCUCACUUUGGAACCGAGGAUACGGUGACUUUUUUCGUUUCCCCCACCCCUCGGCCCUUCCCGCCGUAGCCCGGAAUGGCCGAGAACCGUCCCCGGCGAAGGGACUCCGGUGGGGACGAGCCCCAUUCUCCCCCAUCCGGCCCCAUUCUCUGUGGGGAUGGGAGUGGGGAGAGACCAGCCAAAGACAGUGCUGAAAGGACCUCUCCCUCCAAACCAAGCAGAACUGCCCUUGCCCCUGCUCUCACUUUGUAACCAAGGAUACGGUGAUUUUUUUGUUUCCCCCACCCCUCGGCCCUGCCCGCUGUAGCCCGGAAUGGCCAAGAACCAUCCGCGGCGAAGGGAUUCCGGUGGGGCGGGAAGGGUGGAAUCGAUGAGACACGGGGAGUUGUCCAAGCCCAGAGGCUUCGUUGACCGCCGGCUCUGCCCAAGGCCACGGGGAAGUAUCCGCACAUGGAGUUUCUUAUGAAACCAUCCGAGGUUCCCUGCAGAGGAGAGCGGGUUUUUACCGCAUGUCACCACUCCUCCCUCAUGAGGCUGCUAGUUGGCCGGCUGAUCAGUUCUGCCCUGAUCCUCCCACCCACCCACAGCUAGCUCGGUGAGCCUGGCUCAGAAGUUCUCUGCACCGUGAUCCUUUGGGACCGGGUUUCUGUGCAAGAGGGGCAUGGCUGAGGGAAUUCCAGUUCCCCGUCCGCCACUUGGUUCUUGUCUCCGAUAAACUUAGGCUCAGUGUGGACCAGCGGCCUAACAAAGGCCCUCUGUGGCUUGGCGGGGCGACUUCUCAUCUCCGCCGCCGUCGAGCACGUUUCCCUGAUCUCGGCCGCCCACGGAACCCAACCUUCCUGGCACCAUCAGGCUGGGUGAGGGGAGCGGGGCCCCUCUGGCCCUCGGGCGAGCAGCUACCCCGAGCGUUACCGAAUAAGAGCGUCAGGCCAGGUCCAGAGAGACUGUUGUCAGGCUCAGAAGGCAGUCUCGCGUAGGGGUUUUUGUUUACACGGGCAGCUGGACCACGGUGCCCGCUCUGCCGCUCCCACAGAGGCCGAGCCCGGGGAGCAGUCCGUCUUACGCCGCCCUUAGAAAGAGGAGGCACGGGGGGAAGGGGCGAAACCCUGCCGGUCUUAGUAGCAGGUAGUGCUUGCAACAGGCUGCCAGCCUUUGGGCCGGGUCUGUGGCUUCCUGGGGCUCUUGCACUGCCCCCCGUGUGGCUGCCCCACCUCCUCUUCUCCGAGCUUCCUCAUCCUCCGGACCCUGGUCUUUGGCUACGAGUGAAAAGCCGAACGCAAAAUCAGUCACCCCCUGGUGCGGGAGGUCAAAGAGAGAUAGGAAGCCGCUUCCUUCGGGAACGGGCCCAGAACGCUAGAGCGGGAAGAAAGAGGACCCAGCUUCUUGGCGUCGGGAGCUGGGGGCCACGGCCUACGCCAGGCCCUUCCUCGCCGCCUGGCUGGGUGCCGCGGGGCCAGUCCCCUUGCGAAAGAAGCUUUCUGCCCCACCGACUUAGUAAUACUUAGCACUUUACAAAUAAACCGCGUGGGUCCGAGAAGCGGGGCUGGAGCUGCCUCGUGUUCCCUUCGUUGUGGGGAGCAGGUGGGGUGCUGGGGCUCUCUAAAGAGGAAUGGGGAGCGCGUGGGGCUCAUCCACUCCCAGGGCUGUCAUCCAUUUCCAGGCGCCUCCUUCCGCCUUUGUCCUCCUUCUGCCUUUGUCAUUGCGUAGGCCGGGUCCUCUUGUGUGGCGUUUGGGUCGCGGGGAAUGGAAACAGAACUGUGAAGCAGUCGGAGGAGGCCGGGGGAGAAGCCCUGUCUUAGGCGCACGGCUCCAGGUACAAGGCAGAGAGGGCCGUUAUCCCGAUUUAGGUGGUGGUCCUAAUAGCAUCACCCCCUGAGACUCUAUUAAUCUCUAAACGGCCCGCAUUUCCCCCACCGUCGAAGCGAGAGGUACUAGAAGGCAAGACCGCAGUGUCGAGUUCAACUCUGCCCUGCUAGGCUUCGGACGCGUGACUUUACCCCUCUGCUUCCACUUUUCCCAUCUGCUCAGUGGGGGGAUACCACUGCUCACCUACCUCACGGUGGGAUUGGGAGAAGACUAGCGCCGGGAAAGUACUUUGAAAACAAAGUGUGCAAUAAAAGUGCUAAGUGUUAUUAAAUACCUCAACGCUGCCCCACUCCCCCUUAUAGAAGACGGUGAGGGGAUCAGCCGACUGCUUUAACAGCCUCCCAAGUCCCUGCCCUUGCGUCGCGUUUCGGAUUGCCACUACCCGGUGGACCGUCGUAUGUUAUUGGGAUUUACUGCGCUGUAAGAAAUAUAAAAGUACGCCAACCACGGGAACCGUGCUGCGAUCUCAUCUACUGUUGAAAAUGUCAUCAUGUGUUUGGGGUAGGAGUGUCCCCUUUUCUCCCAGACCUUUGUCCACCCUCUCCUACUUCCUCUGCAGGCAGAAACUAAGGUCUGUGAUCCCCCAAACUGAAUCUACCUUCAAGGUUUACGGCUGAGGGUGUCCGGGGGCAGGAGGAUCAGUUUGUGCGGGUGAUGGAGAUUGAAUGAACUCAGGCCCUGCAUCCCCAGGAGAGAGGAAACAAGAAACAAGCUGAGUUUAACGUGGGUCUCGGGGCUGAAUCGACCUACGACUUAAGUAUAGGCCUGAGGCAGUACUUGUGGACUUGAGAUUCAGCAGUUCAAAUGAUUACCCAACGA
This is a messenger RNA of Tachyglossus aculeatus (Australian echidna), 4557 nucleotides long. RefSeq names its product differentially expressed in FDCP 8 homolog (gene DEF8). The record is from RefSeq and is a predicted model, not a curated record. Bases 98 to 1453 code for a protein of 451 amino acids. The transcript is spliced from 12 exons. Lineage: Eukaryota; Metazoa; Chordata; Mammalia; Monotremata; Tachyglossidae.